GUCUCUUCCCUAGUACCCUCCCCGCCCCGCCAAUAUUAUCCAGCACAGAGAAGUGAACACCAGAAGCUUCUCUCCAACUUGCAGUUUUUCUCUAAACUUCCAGUCCUUCCCACACCGUGUCCUGGUUAUGGUAGUUGCUGAGAACUUAUUCUAUUCUGAAUCCCCAGCCCCGAAAGAAGGCCUGGCCCUGACGUGUACAGCGUAGUUACGGAGUGACUUUAAGGAAGGCAAGGAGAGUGUGGAAAGGACGGGAGGAGCAUAGCAGGAGGAAGGGAGGGCUCGUGGCUCUGAGCUUCCUAGAAAGCGGCUCUAGGGAGCUGGGGCACCGUGAGCCUGGCGGUUGGCAGCUGAGCCAGGUCGGAGGGGGAAGUGUCGCAGCAUUCCCUGCAGGCGUCCCAGACCUGAGGCACUGGCCUCCGCAGGGCACAGGACAGAAACAGCCGUCCAAGUAGCUGAGUGGAGGGACCCUGCUCAAGUGCAGCUGCAGUGGCCGGGGUUUCCCUCAGGAGGCGGUCGUGGGAAAGAAGGCGGAAGAGCGAGCUUUUUGGAACUCGGCACGGGACAGAUUGGACGCACAUCCCUCCGGAGGCACGAAGGCAUGGAAAAUUUGAAGCACAUUAUCACCCUUGGCCAGGUCAUCCACAAACAGUGUGAAGAGAUGAAAUACUGCAAGAAACAGUGCCGGCGCCUGGGCCACCGUGUCCUCGGCCUGGUCAAGUCUCUGGAGAUGCUCCAGGACCAAGGAAAGAGGAGCGUGCCCUCUGAGGAGUUAACCGCAGCCAUGAACUGCUUCAAGGCUGCCCUGGAGGAGGCUAAUGGGGAGAUAGAAAAGUUCAGCAAUAGAUCCAAUAUCUGCAGGUUUCUAACAGCAAGCCAGGACAAAAUACUCUUCAAGGACGUGAACAAGAACCUGAAUGAUGUCUGGAAGGAGCUCUCGCUGUUACUUCAGAUUGAGCAACGCAUGCCUGUUUCACGCAUAAGCCAAGGAGCAUCCUGGGCACAGGAAGAUGAGCAGGAUGCAGACGAAGACAGGCGAGCCUUCCAGAUGCUAAGAAGGGAUAAUGAAGAAAUAGAAGCUUCACUGAGACGAUUAGAAAUCAACAUGAAAGAAAUCAAGGAAACUUUGAGGCAGUAUUUACUACCAAAAUGCAUGCAGGAGAUCCCACAAGAGCAAAUCAAGGAGAUCAAGAAGGAGCAGCUUUCAGGAUCCCCGUGGAUUCUGCUAAGGAAAAAUAAAGUCAGCACAUUUUAUAAAGGAGAAUACCACAGAGCUCCAGUGACCAUAAAAGUAUUCAACAACCCCCAGGCUGGCAGCAUUGCAAUAGUGAGGCAGACUUUCAACGAUGAGAUCAAAACCAUGAAGAAAUUUGAAUCUCCCAACAUCCUGCGUAUAUUUGGGAUUUGCAUUGAUGAAACAGUGACUCCACCUCAAUUCUCCAUCGUCAUGGAGUACUGUGAACUCGGGACCGUGAGGGAGCUGUUGGAUAGGGAAGAAGACCUCCCACUCAGCAAGCGCAUCGUCCUAGUCCUGGGGGCAGCCCAAGGCCUAUACUGGCUACACCAUUCAGAAGAACCUGAACUCCACGGAAAAAUCAGAAGCUCAAACUUCCUGGUAACUCAAGGCUAUCAAGUGAAGCUUGCAGGAUUUGAGUUGAGGCAAACACAGACUUCCAUCAGUUUGAAAACUAAGAGAGAAAAGACAGACAGAGUCAAAUCUACAGCAUAUAUCUCACCUCAGAAACUGGAAAAUAUAUAUCAUCGAUAUGACGUAAAGUCUGAAAUAUACAGCUUUGGAAUCGUCCUCUGGGAAAUCAUCACUGGAAGGAUCCCGUUUGAAGGCUGUAAUUCUGAGAAGAUCUACGAGCUGGUGGCUGUGAAGCGGCAGCAGGAGCCGCUGGGUGAAGACUGCCCUUCAGAGCUGCGGGAGAUCAUUGAUGAGUGCCGGGCCCAUGAUCCCUCUGUGCGGCCCUCUGUGGAUGAAAUCUUAAAGAAACUCUCUAUCUUUACUAAGUAGUGUAUCGAAAUCUAAACCAAGGAUUCCCUGGACAAGAAGCUGGCAGAGGCACAAAUUGGACAUCUCUCUCUCUCAUAUCCUUUGGUAUUGAGUUAUUUGUGGGUGCAAGGAGUGGGAGCAUUUCUCUGUUACAAAUAGAAAAUAAUUCCAGUCAUACAGGACACAUCCCACUCCAAAUGAUAUUUCCAAAAACAUAUCUCUGACAGUAAUUUUGAUAGAUGGUUUGUCAAAUGUAUCUUUCUGGGUGUCCAUACCUCUUGGCAAUGUAAUUUGCAGCUCCUCCCAUCCACAAAUGAAGUCUCUUUCCCCACCAUUUGAAUCUGGGCUGGCACUGGCACUUGAUUUGAUCAAUAGAAUGUGGAAGAAGUGACUGUGUACCAGUUCCAAGCCUAGGUUUCAAGAGGCCUUUUAAAUGUCUGUUGCAAUGUUACCCAGCCAUGAACAUGUUGAGUGAGCAUGCUGGAGAAUGAAAGACCACAUGAAGCAGAAACAUGCUUUCCUAGCUGAAGUCAUACUAGACCAACCAACAUGGCAGCUAACACAUGAAUGAGGACAAUCAAGACCAGAAGAACCACUCAAGCAGAGCCCAGUCCAAAUUGCCCAUUCACACAAUCAGGAGCUAAAUAAAUUACUGUUGUCUUAACACUAA
Messenger RNA from Rhinopithecus roxellana (golden snub-nosed monkey), 2663 nucleotides. RefSeq names its product mixed lineage kinase domain like pseudokinase (gene MLKL). The transcript has 12 exons. Gene Ontology annotation, molecular function: protein kinase activity; ATP binding. NCBI's taxonomy places the organism in Eukaryota, Metazoa, Chordata, Mammalia, Primates, Cercopithecidae. The record is from RefSeq and is a predicted model, not a curated record. Gene Ontology annotation, biological process: cell surface receptor signaling pathway; protein phosphorylation. Gene Ontology annotation, cellular component: plasma membrane. The coding region runs from base 599 to 2014 and encodes 471 amino acids.